AUGGGACUCAAUAUAAUUGACCGCAUCCAAGCCAAGAUCGAGCUCUUUCGCCUCGAGCAGCGCUACACGCGAAGGCGCCACCGCCGCUCGACUUUCGUGUCCAACGCAAUCUACGUCGACGGCGAGUACAUCUACCAAUCGCCCAACGCGACGGGCUCGUCGGCAAACACGAGCCGGACCGCCAGCACACAGAACACGACCGCGACCUCGAGUUCCCCUAGUUCGACGGCCGAGUACACAGCGAGCGCGACCGCGAGCAAGCAGCAGAAGAGGCUGAACAGGUGGUCGUCGAUGCCUGGGUUCGGGUCGAACUCGAAGCCGGACGGCAUGCAGGGUCGGGAUAUGCCGGCAGUGAGGGAGGAGGGGCAGUGGAGGGAGAGGGUCAGUUUUCAUGACGAGAGGGGAUAUUGAUGAUUGAAGAGAAGGACUUGGUGUAUGGCUUGGUGCUUGGAUGGUUUGGGGACGGUACGAAUGGGCUCUUCCUGUCGAGGUGCUGAGGAACUGCUUCCCGCGGAAGGUGGAUUGCUGAAGCAACAGGUGUUUGUGAGACGCGUCGUUGGGUGUUCUCUGCCCGAGGUGGUGUCAGGGUCACACUGCGACGCAUGGAGGAUUCUCACUGGUAGUUUUGUGCCUCUACCGCUCGCCGCCGUUCAUCCUCCUCGAACACGCACUCCUGCACUACCCAUGAUUGUCGGUCGGACGAUCCUGCACGAUGAUAAAAGUCGUUGCUCGCUCAUCGGCUGGGCUUGGCAUUUCAUGUGCAUCUACGACGACAGGUCCGGUCACGAAUGCGGAUACCUUGAUCUGCCGCUCUUUUCACGACACUUCAGAAGCUAUUUUCCUGCAUGGUUACCAUAUUAUGCCACGACGAAGGGAUGGUCUCUUGUUGAGGUUAAUUGCACGCCGGCAUGGUUCGUUAAUGGAGACGACCCUGCCCGGCGAUUGUAUUUACAUCUGGAGCUGGAUGCUGUCUGCGCCAAAGCAGGACGAACGGUGACGCCGGCUCCAACGCAUUUCAUGUACAUAUUGGCUAAUGACGACCCCCCCCCCGUUUUUGUCGUUUGGUCUUGAAUACGCACGGGAGUCCUGUCCUCGUGAUCCCAAG
Messenger RNA from Parathielavia appendiculata, 1105 nucleotides. RefSeq lists its product as uncharacterized. The coding region runs from base 436 to 1071 and encodes 211 amino acids. The transcript has a single exon. Lineage: Eukaryota; Fungi; Ascomycota; Sordariomycetes; Sordariales; Chaetomiaceae. The record is from RefSeq and is a predicted model, not a curated record.